This is a messenger RNA of Hibiscus syriacus, 558 nucleotides long. RefSeq lists its product as uncharacterized. The record is from RefSeq and is a predicted model, not a curated record. Lineage: Eukaryota; Viridiplantae; Streptophyta; Magnoliopsida; Malvales; Malvaceae. The coding region runs from base 46 to 435 and encodes 129 amino acids. The transcript has a single exon.
AUGAAUCCUCACGCACCACACCAGUAAACACACACGUCCUGGCUGAUGGCCAAUUAUAGAAGAGAAGACUCCAUCUUCGAUUCAUUCACUUUGAGCCCGUUGCUAUACCCAGUUCUGCUGAUCCUGGCUGUUACAUCAAUAUUUCUGGGAAUAUCAUGGUAUGUCAACUAUGAAUCAGUUCUGGAAACCGCUAAAGAGCAACUGAGUUGGGUGCUUUUCGCCACGCCGGUUCUGCUCAUACUCUUGGCUCGUUGGUUCUCCUCUAUCGAUACUCCUGAUAUGUUUUUAUUCGGUUCAUCACCAUGGGAACGCCGCCGCCGAACCCACCAUCUCCCGACAGAGGGUAGCUCGCCGUGGGCGGUGGCUGCUUUCAUUGUGCUGCUGCUGAUUUUGGUGUACUAUCAGUCUGUUUUCCGAGAGAGCUGGCUGCUAUGAAUAGAUCCAAAGAAAGAAACUAGUAGUGAAUUUUCUUUUUGUUUUGUUUUUAGGUGUUUGAUGAGACCAUAUAUGAUAUGGUUUUGUCUUGUAAAUGAUACUGCAAAACUAAGAGAUGUUUAA